Messenger RNA from Cryptomeria japonica (Japanese cedar), 864 nucleotides. Its product is annotated as ethylene-responsive transcription factor ERF071. The coding region runs from base 160 to 795 and encodes 211 amino acids. Gene Ontology annotation, biological process: regulation of DNA-templated transcription; ethylene-activated signaling pathway. Lineage: Eukaryota; Viridiplantae; Streptophyta; Pinopsida; Cupressales; Cupressaceae. The transcript is spliced from 2 exons. Gene Ontology annotation, molecular function: DNA-binding transcription factor activity; DNA binding. The record is from RefSeq and is a predicted model, not a curated record.
GAGGCUCUCUCACAUCACAGAUUUUUGUGGCAUACAAUCCACGAAUCACGGGGCAGCCAAAUUCAUAUCCACUUGCCCACUUGACGCAGGCCCAAAAUAUUACAAGACCUACAUAAAUCCAUUGUCAUUAUGGGAGAGCAAGUUUGAGAAACUCUAACAAUGAGCGAGUCGAAAAAAUUUAUGGCUGGAUGUCACCAGGUCGAAUCCCACGAAGCCCAUGACUCCCAUUGCUGUCCACCCGCACCAGAAUUUCAGUUUCCAGGAGAUGUGAAUCCAAACAAGGAGAAGAAAUUGAGGAAGGAGAAGAGAAAGAAGAAGUAUGUGUAUAUCGGCAUAAGGCAGAGGCCGUGGGGUAAAUGGGCAGCAGAGAUCAGAGAUCCGACGGUCCGGGCGAGAGUGUGGCUCGGGACUUUCGACACGGCGGAAGAAGCUGCGCGCGCCUACGAUGCAGCUGCCUGGCGGAUCAGAGGCAAAAAGGCUAAGCUCAAUUUCCACCACACAUACAACACCUCUGCUUCUCACAACACUGCUGAUUCAGAGGUCGAAGGUUCGAAUCCUGCAGCUGAUCCUCCCUCCUCCUCCUCUUCUUCUGCUGUAGAAUCCUCGCAAAUGAAUACUUUGGAGGUUGAGGCUCAGAAGGCUUUGAAUAUGUGGAGUGGAGAAUGCAUGGAGAUGGAGGGGAAUGGGGACUUCAAUUUACAUGAUUAUGGGUGGGACUGGAAUUAUAACGAGUUAUGUGAGGAAGCGUAUUGCUCAUAUGGGCUGCUUCGUGUAUGGAUGGUCGACGACUUGUAACAUUUGUUGUCCAUGAUUUGCCAAUUACAAAGAAUAAAGGGAUUCACCAUGCAAGUUUUCUGUAGGAUA